UCAAGUAUGACAAUUGGGUACUUUUUCCACCACUGCGAGAAACAAAAUAAAAAUGGUAACACAGCAUUGCUAUGGUCUAUACCAACACAUAUACUUCCACCAGCAGAGAUAAGUGACAAGACAACAUGACUUGGAUAUAGUAAAGAAGCUCCUACUUUGUUUCCAAUGAUGGAAAAGUCCACUAGUGUAUUAUGAUUGUGCUGACAUAGAACUAUCCUGUCCUGUUUAUGUAGUUGAUGAGCAUGAGAUCCACCAAAUGUAAUGGAGCCAUUUUGAAAAGAUGAAAGGUGGGCUAAAUUUAGUUACACAUGUGCAAAAAGGAUUAUCUCCUCUGUAAUCUCAUGAAAUCCAUGGUCAUGCUCUGUAGACGAGCAGAUUGAUUAAGAGCUGGUGAUAAUGUAAUCUCCUCUGUUUAAUUAGUGUGAGCAUGGUGGGCAGCUAAAGCAAACCACAUUACACACCAUCUGGACUGGAGACUGACUGGAGCAGCAGCCCUGCUCUUAUCCACCCUCUCCAUCGUUAGUUUUUACAACAAGACACAAACAAGGACAUGUCAACGCUUGCUCUAUGUUCUCAGACUGGAUACAAGUGUCAUCCUGCACACAUCAUUAAAAACUAUUAUUGUUAACAGGAUCUUUGAACCUGCGCAGGUGAUACACUUUUUUCUAGUUUGUCUUGUUGACGGUAUAAACGGUGGACACUGCUGUCGGGUUGUCUCGGUUUCCAGCCAUGUUCUCCACGGUGAUCUCCAACAGCUGUGCACUCUAUGGGGACUAUGGCAACUAUGGACCUCCCCCAUACCCCAGGAAGAACAUCAGACCCAGAGCUUCACUUCGACACAACCCAUAUAACCCAUACAGGCCAUACCUGAGGAGGGUGGACACAAGAGUAUCUUUAGCCAAUCCCAAUAAAAUCUCCAGGACCACCAGUAGGGGGCAGUAUGUCACCAUGCCUGUUCACGAUCCAAAGCUGCAUCCACUGCCGGUCAGUCAGAGGAUCAUCCAAUCACAGCACAAAGCAAGACAGACCAGGAGUGCUGAGAGGUUCUCCAGUUAUGAUACAAGCUCCUGGAUUGAGAAAGGCUCUAGUAAACCUAAUAGAGGGAAGAAAACACAGAAUAAGGCCACAUCUUCUUCUUCCAAGAGUACAGGAGACAUAAGACACAAGAGUUCCAGUUCUAAUGGUCGCCAGCUCCAUCGCUACUUCACCAAGGAUGGCAUGUGUCGUGGCUCAUCAUACAGUUCAAAGAACAAGAUGUGUGACCUGAUCGGCACCCUGGUGGAUCUGAAGUACAGCUGGAUCCUAUUUGUCUUCACCCUGUGCUACAUCGUCACCUGGGCAGCCUUCGCAGAGCUCUACUUCCUGGGUGCCUGGCUGCGUGGUGAUAUGGAACACAUACAAGACCCGCAAUGGCAGCCAUGCUUUGAGAAACUGGACAGUUUCCAUUCGGCCCUCUCUAUCUCCAUGGACAGCCAAAUCAUCAACGGCUACGGCUCUAGAGUGGCCUCAGCCAACUGCAUGGACGGGCUGGUUCUCAUGAUGGCACAGUCCAUCAUUGAAUCAGUGUUAGACACCCUGAUGCUGGGCUGCAUCCUGGCCAAGCUAGCCAGGCCUAAGGGGAGGCUGCCCACUCUGUUAUUCAGUCAGCACUGUGUGGUCUCUGAGAGGGAUGAGAGGCUGUGCCUGAUGUUCAACGUCAAGACUCUGAAAGAAACACACAUGCUGGUGGCAGAGAUAAGAGCCAAGCUGAUCAAAUCUCACCAUACCAAAGAGGGAGAGUUCAUCCUGUUGGAGCAGAGAGAGCUGACUCUGGGGAUGGGGCCAGAUGGAGCCAGGCUGUUCACAGUGGAGCCCCAGACCGUGGAGCAUGUCAUUGAUGAACAAAGUCCUCUCUGGGGCAUCAGCGCUGACUCUUUAGAGUGGGAUACCUUUGAAAUUGUGGUCAUGGUGGACGGAGCCGUUCAAGACGCAGGCACAGCCUUCCAUGUGAGGACCUCCUACACAGAAGAUGAGAUUUUUUGGGGACAGCGCUUUAAGUCACACAAGCCACUAGAAAAGAGGGGGAUUGGUUCCAAUCACAAGACCUCUGAUAAGAACUAUAAGGUCCAGACUGCCACACAGAGUGACAGAGAGAUGGCAGUGAGACAAAGACAUGAGAGAUCUCCUGGACACAACACAGACUCUGUCCCCUCCAACAUGCCUACAAGGAAAGUACAUUACCAGUAUUUAUCUGAUCAAAUGUUACUGUGCAACUCAGUCACUAAUAACAUUGGCACAGGAACUAGGAAACUUAGUAAGAAUGAGUUCUUUAUAUAAAUAUUGACAUUUGACAUGUUGGCAUAGAAGUGUUCAUCAAAGUUUAUGAAAUCAAGCUACACUGUACAUAUCCAUCAGAAUGUUUAUACAAUGUAAAUAAACAAAUGCUGAUGACCAAUA
Molecule: messenger RNA, 2436 nt
Organism: Oncorhynchus kisutch (coho salmon)
Lineage: Eukaryota; Metazoa; Chordata; Actinopteri; Salmoniformes; Salmonidae
Product: G protein-activated inward rectifier potassium channel 3-like
Exons: 3
Coding region: 730-2316 (528 amino acids)
Biological process (GO): potassium ion import across plasma membrane; regulation of monoatomic ion transmembrane transport
Cellular component (GO): plasma membrane
Molecular function (GO): inward rectifier potassium channel activity
Source: RefSeq, a predicted model, not a curated record